This is a messenger RNA of Drosophila gunungcola (fruit fly), 3554 nucleotides long. RefSeq names its product toll-like receptor 13 (gene Toll-9). NCBI's taxonomy places the organism in Eukaryota, Metazoa, Arthropoda, Insecta, Diptera, Drosophilidae. Gene Ontology annotation, biological process: toll-like receptor signaling pathway; immune response. Gene Ontology annotation, molecular function: transmembrane signaling receptor activity; protein binding. Gene Ontology annotation, cellular component: membrane. The record is from RefSeq and is a predicted model, not a curated record.
AUCUAAGAUUCACCAAACGGUUUCUUAUCGCUCCCGACUGUGAACGCAGUAAAUCAAGGCUUUUCUAUCUGCAAACAUUCCCAAGUGCUUGAGCAGUAUAAAAAAAGGUGUUUCGGUUUAGUUUAUUUGCUUGCUGGAAAACGAGCCAUAUCGUUUGCGGUUGAUCCAAAGCAUCGAUCCCAUUAAAGUACGCCACUAAUCACCAUUUCCCGACGACCAGAUAAUUAUCCGAUAGAGAGUCAGUGCGUGGGCGUGAGCCGGGGAGCAUACUGCCACCGAAAUAGCGAUACGCGAUACGUGAUACGCGAUACACUGAUAGUGCCGGGCCAUUCAAGCGAAGAUAUUGCCAAAAUUGAUAAGCCCUAUCAUGGCAGAAUUAGCCGCACAAUGUAUCAAUAUGUAUCGCUGCUACCAAUUAUUUUCGCUGACCAAUAGCCAGGCUAAUAUGCUUGUCAGUCUUUUUCGGGAACCUAAAGCGUGUGCUUCGUUUAAUCGCAAUCAAAUAAUUUCCGCCAAAAACUCACCGUGUUAAACCGUCACAAUGUGGCUACAAUUUCGGAAUAACCAGAGAUUAUAACAGUCGUGUCAGGCUAAAAAUAUUGAAAAUUAUACCAGUGACUUAGUGAUUUAGUAAAACGCUAUAAUCUGCACGAUUGUGCAAUCAAACAAGUGUCCACUCAAUUUACAACCACUUCUUGCUAGCGAAAUAAGUGCGUAAUUCAAUGAAAAUGUUUCCAAAAUACAUAUUGGAUGUGACUUUAAUAGUGUUUCUCUUGCUGGGAAAUUUCAAAGCAAUCUCCUCUGAGUUCUCCACACUCGAGGGCAUAAUCACAGAUCCAGACUCAACGACAACGACAACAAGUGAGGAAUCCGAUGAAGCCAGCAAGGAGAAAACUGAUAUCAAGUCCCUCAUCAUGAAGUACGAAUCGGAUGACGGCAACAGAUGCCUUUUGGAUAUGAUCAAGGACGAAGUGAUAUGGUGGCUCUAUCCAAAUGGUACCCUCAAGGAGGGAACUCAAAAAUUCGCAUACAAAAUGUAUUUGGAUCUAUCGCAUGGUAACCUGAAGGAAGACUCUGAAUUGUUGCGCCGGACGAAAUUAGAGAGGAGGUUCAUCAGAUGGAGGAUAGAAGUCUUUUCGGCUGCCUUCAACACGUUGAGUGCUGCUCCAUUUAACACCCUUGACUCCAUGAGGGACUCCUUGAAGUUUCUAUCGCUGCGGGGGAACAAUUUCUCCGACCUCAUCCCAGAUGCCGAAGCCUUUGAGCGGUUCUUAAACGAGACCCGCUCGGACGUGAGUAACACUACACAACACAGGUGCGAAACACUACUCGCUUACAAUGCCACCGAUCUUUACGAUCGAGAGUGUUAUCUGUACUUUCAAAACAACACCGACACAACACACACAGCCCUAAUGGGCAUAAACUAUGAGGAGUACGUUCGGUUAUUGCUAAAGCGCUUUGAACAGCUUGGAAACAAACCGCAAUUUAUAGCCUGGGCGAGUUUCCCGAAACUUCCCCGACUUGUGGAGCUGGACAUUAGCAACUGCAGCAUCGAGUAUGUGAGCAAGGACACUUUCCGGAACGUCACCAGCCUGCGUAGACUCUUCAUGUCGGACAACAAGAUAAUGACCAUAUACCACGACACGUUCUACUACAUCCAGGGACUGCAGUACUUGGACCUGUCCUUCACCAACUUCCUGACCUACAGCUACCAACUGCAGCUGCCCACCUUGGAAAUGGCUUUGAGUCUGAUCUACGGCCUGAAGAUCCAGCAGUAUGUGUUCAAACUGCUGCCGGAGUUGGUCUACCUGGACUUGUCCCACUCGAAGAUGACGCGGAACAGUGCGGUGGCAUUUGCCCAUCUGGGGGCUAAGCUGAGGUACCUAAGUCUGUGCUACACCUCCAUUCCGAUGGUCAGCAGUACGAUCUUCAAGAACACGGUUCUCGAGGGUCUGGACUUGUCGGGGAAUCCCUAUCUGUCGUACAACGUUAUUGACGAUGCCUUCGACGGGAUAGCCGAUACGCUGAAGUAUUUGUAUUUCGAGCAAUCAAACCUAAAGGAUCUGGAGUGGGCCAAGUCGUUGAAGAAUCUGCAGGUGUUGGGUCUAGCGGGCAAUAACAUCAAUGCCCUCACUCCGCACAUGUUUCAGUCCUUGGAGUCGCUGGAGAUCCUGGACUUGAGCUCGAAUCAUGUGGGCAACUGGUACCGCAGUGCUUUCUUCAAUAACUCCGCCUUGAAAGUGUUAAACCUGAGGAGUAACACCAUCAACAUGCUGUCCAACGAGAUGCUAAGGGACUUUGAGCGGUUGGAUUACCUCAGUCUGGGGGAAAAUGACUUCAUAUGCGACUGUGGUCUGAGAGCGGUGGUGGAGUUGGCAGCCACUAAUAAUAAGGAUGCGGAUUGCUCCUACAACCUGCUGAACUACAGCCAGAAAGAGGUGGCCGAUGAUCUACUCAUGGCGGCGGAAUCACUACAUAUUGAUCGCGGACUCUGGCAAAGUCGCUACCUUCCCUGGUUGAAGAGGAGUUACACCAACGUAAAGGACUUCAAUCGAGUCAAUCAUAUCAUCAAGGUGCGCAUCUUUUCCGAGGAUCACAAGAUCUCCAAGUGCUCCUCAGCCACGCCAUAUCAUAUGGAGGAACUGGGCAGCGAUCUCAGCCUGAAAUUCCAGUUACUCGACUACGAGGCCAGUCAGUACUACUGCUUCAACAACACCGAUCAACUCCAGGUGGAUGAGCUGAACUGCCAGGUCCGAGCGAUGAGUGAUCUAGCGGAGGAACUCCACCGCGUUACGAACACGGUGAUCGCAGUGCUGGGCAGUAUCGUUGGAGUCUGCAUCCUGGGGUUCAUUGUCUACUUGAAACGCUGGCACAUCCACUACUAUUACUCAUCCUUGAAGUCCGCUGCCUUGCUGUCCAGUGCCUCGAAAGAGGCGGUGGAUAGCUUUAGCCAGAUAUCACAGAGAGAUCCCAGCGCCGUCUACGAUAUCUUCAUCAGCUACUGCCAAAAUGAUCGCCCCUGGGUGCUAAACGAACUGUUGCCGAACGUGGAGGAAACUAGGGAUAUAUCCAUUUGUCUGCAUGAACGAGAUUUUCAGAUCGGAGUAACUAUCCUGGAUAACAUUAUUUCCUGCAUGGACCGUUCGUACUCCCUUAUGCUGAUCAUAUCCUCUAAGUUCCUGCUAAGCCACUGGUGUCAAUUUGAAAUGUAUUUGGCACAGCAUCGUAUAUUUGAGGUUAGCAAGGAGCAUUUGAUCCUAGUUUUUCUAGAAGACAUUCCCCGACGAAAGCGUCCCAAAACGCUGCAAUACCUGAUGGAUGUGAAAACCUAUAUUAAGUGGCCGGCUGGCAAGGGCGAUUCGGGACCCAAAUCGGAAGAGCGAAAACUAUUUUGGAAACGCUUGAGACGAACACUUGAUGCCAUAGGCAUUAGCUCCAAAGAGGUCAAGGCUUAAAUAAAUUAUAAGCAUACCUUUAUAUUGUUUAAAGAGUUCUAGUCAGUUUUGCAAGUACCUGGAAAAUAAACAUACGUAUAUUUCUUAGAUUUUAACCCA